This is a messenger RNA of Ciona intestinalis (vase tunicate), 3219 nucleotides long. RefSeq lists its product as uncharacterized. The record is from RefSeq and is a predicted model, not a curated record. Lineage: Eukaryota; Metazoa; Chordata; Ascidiacea; Phlebobranchia; Cionidae. Gene Ontology annotation, biological process: protein autophosphorylation. Gene Ontology annotation, molecular function: ATP binding; protein serine/threonine kinase activity. Gene Ontology annotation, cellular component: cytoplasm.
AUACUAGUGACAGAUCCCCUACAGUGCCCGUCCCUUCUAAUGCUCCUACCGUGGAAAGGGACGUGUCCUGUGCAAUUAGUCAUAAAAGUAGUUGGACGAAAGUAGACCCACACGCGGUUUUCAAAUUGAGGAGCCUCUUUAGUCAUUAAAACGUAUGUACGCGUGGGUAGUUGAUUUUCUAAUGGAGGCUUAAUCAUUGCGGUAUGUUUUUGACCAGACCGCAUUUCCGAGAGAAAGAAACCGCAGACUUAUACUCGUCUUUUUCUUUACGGACAUGUAGCAUAUACUACAUAGGUUAAAGCAGCAUAGACCGUGUUAUCUUCAGUUGACAUUAUGCUGCAUGCCGGUACAGUAUAUCAUCGAUCCGAAACGUUGGUUUAAUUACAUGCUAGGUCUAUAAACACUGAUGUACAGAUGGAAGCAGCCUGAUGGGUCAGACAGCACGAUUUUCUCUAUAGCUAUGACGUAUACCUAGCAAUUAUAGUCCAUUUAGUUACAUAAUGCGCAGCUUCUAUUAAACUGUGUUCGUAAUUACGUAAACUGCAGCCUUCGUGGUACUAAACAAAAAUUCAGUCGAAAAUAUCGUAACAGAAAGCGACGAUUUGAUGUCACUAUCAGGGACAUAGUCAGACUGUAUAUCAGAGUUGUGUGUAUAUGGUAUGGCAUUAAAGCAGUUGUGUAGAUCCAUAAAAAUAAGUUAGGGCCAAAUCCGGCUUUUAAAUUGCGACGCGACUUUCCCCCGAGCUACGUAACAUAUACGUCAUUAGGAUUUUGACAGCCAUUAGAGCUAGUGUCAAUGUACUUACGACAGCAAUAUAUCGUUUGAAAAUGCCGUAGCGUGUUAGGCAGUAUUGCUAUUGCAUUAGCCCAAUGGAAAAUGCUAUUUAGAAAUUUAGUUUUUCUCUCUCGCUUUACCGACGUGUUUUUAUAAUGACGUGAAUUAUUUUUUUAACAGAUUAUUUUACUUAAGACGGAAAUGUACUGCACCAUUGCGUCCAUGCCGACGUCUGAUUUAAUAAGUCAUAAUAACCUGCAUGGGAAAUUACCAAGCCAACUGUCGCACCAAAGCAAUAAUAAUAUGAGGCCAGAAAACCAAUACAUUUCUACGACUAUAAGUAGAAGGUUAUGUGCCGAAGCAUCAUAUGCUGUGUUAGGGGUCUCGGGGUAUGGUAGCACAAUCCCAGGAUACGGAGCAGCACUACAGAACUACGUUGGCAACAUGUGUAAUGCAUUUACGAGCUCGACGACGUCGGAUAACGAUAGUAGCUGCUAUGUAGAACGAAGAACUAGAGCAGAUAAAAAGGGAAAUUCACAAAACCGACCAAAACCAGGAUUUGCUCAAAAGAUGAAUCCUAAUUCUGUAGUUUCUGAUCACCCAAGUUCGUCUUCAAGCGGCCGCGAGAUGUCGCCAUCCUCGGCCCCAGGAAGCGUUAUUGUUAACCAAGGUAAACCUAUCAACGUGACGAGUGACUCCAAGACUUUGCCCACGGAAAAACAGUCUAGGUCGCGUUGCAGGCACCGAGAUGAGACCUUGGACAAAACAAGCAAAGUUAAACAGGCGGUGGACCAAGCGGUUCAAAGCCAAUAUCUGAACUGGAAGAAUUCUCGGCCUUGGGCAGACCAACCUCAGAAGCAAAAAGGGUCAAACGAGUUGCAAAAUGUUCAGAGCAAAAUAUAUCGGUUUCAGAAAACGAUAAACAACGCUUUGAGUACAAGGUUGGAGACACGGAAUGUAAACAAUGAGGCUAUGGAAGUGGAACAUCAUACGACUCUCAAAAAUAGUUAUAAAUCUAACAGUUUGGCUUUACAUUCCCGCGCUAAAGGAGCCCUUGCUUCGAAAACUAACAACGAUUCGAAGCUUUUCGGCUCAAAUAUUCAUAAUGACAGAAGUGAUUCAAAAAAACUGGUCCCCGCAUCUGCUGAAGACACUCAGUCAAAAUUAAGAUUUGCUCAUGCGAACAAUACUACCCCGACUUCGGACGCAAUAAACGCCGCAAAAUUAGCAAAAGAAUCCGCAUCGAAAAAAAAAUCUUUUCUUGAAAUGUAUGAGGUUUACGGAAUAAUUGGCGUUGGCGGUGGGGGUAUGGUGUAUUCUGGCAUCAGAAUUGGCGACUCGCAGCCAGUUGCCAUUAAGAGGAUCAUGCGGGAAAAAGUAAAAAGAUGGGAGAAGAUUUACGGACGGAGUGUGCCGCAAGAAAUCGGGCUAAUGAUUCGAGUAAAUGGUCAUCACGGGGUUAUUAAACUGCUUGACUGGUAUGAGUGCCUUGACUCCUUUAUUCUUGUGCUUGAGCGACCAAAGAACUCGGUUGACCUCUUUGAUUACAUUCGUGAAGUCGGUCGAAUGACUGAAAAAGAAGCAUGCAUGAUAUUUAGACAGGUCGUUUCUGCAGUGCAUCACAUACACGCACGGGGUGUUGUCCAUCGUGAUAUAAAAGACGAGAAUAUCGUGCUUAACCGUGAUACUGGAGAGUCAAAGUUGAUAGAUUUUGGCUGCGGGACUCUGCUGCAUGAAAAUCAAUACAAAGACUUCAGCGGUACACCUGAAUUUUACCCUCCGGAAUGGUUCAAUCAGCAUUAUUAUAAAGGCAAAACAGCAGCAAUAUGGUCUAUGGGAGUUCUAUUGUAUGAUAUGCUCUGUGGAGAAAUACCGUUCAAAUCAAAGCAAAAAAUUGGCCAAGGAAAAUUGGAGUUCAAGGUCUCUCUGAGCUCCGAAGCCAAACACCUCAUUUCUUGGAUGUUGGCAGUUAAUCCAGAAUCCAGGCCAAACAUAAAUGAGAUUUUGCAACAUCCAUGGGUGACAUUGCGUAGGUGAUGCUUCUCCACACCGACAUCUAGCGAUGAAAGAAUCUAAAAUUAGCGCCGAUGAGAAACGCUACCACAGUGGCUUCUUUUGAAAGUGAUUUACGGCAGAGAAAAUAUAGUACCUCGAUUACACGCACUGUGCGAACACAUCGAUGACCAGUGAAGAACUGAGUUCAAAAUGGCGGCGUUUUAGCAAGAAAUUUGCACAAAACCAAUACCGUGGGGUAAAGUUGUGUGUACAAGUGAUGCAGAGCGGUUGCGGUCAUUCGAUCUACAGACAUGAACCCUGUUUAUCUGGAAGGAUAAAAAUACUUCAGUUUUAUCGUAUUUAUACUGUUUAGUUAUAAGAAAAAUCCUUUAAAAGUGCAAUCCGUCAAAAGGCUUCAAAAUAAAGCAAUUUUUGAACAAUAUACAAAA